Molecule: messenger RNA, 1428 nt
Organism: Paramecium sonneborni
Lineage: Eukaryota; Ciliophora; Oligohymenophorea; Peniculida; Parameciidae
Source: the annotation of a GenBank genome assembly
AUGAUAAAACAAAAAAAGAAAUAAUAUUAAAACAAGAUGGAGUAGCUUAUUCAAAAUAAAAGACAGGAACAUAUGGAGCUACUUAAUUAAUUGGAGAAAUUGGAAAUAUAAUAAUAAAUAAAAGAGAUGCAAAUAAUUUAGACGAUUACAUAAUAAUAAAAAAGAGAGCAAGAAAUAGAGAUAAUAGCAGCACCUUAAUUAGUAUCUCCAAAAUGGUUAAUGAAUUUGAAACCAACAAUGACAUAUGAAAGUGAUGUGGUAACUUAAGAGGAAAGUGAAUUAGAUUAGAUUGUAAAACAUCAAUUAAAAGAAAAGAUUCAGAAAUAGAAAGUAAGAAAUAUAUUUAAUGGAAUAGGAAAUGCAAUAAUAAGCAUAUUUAGAAUUAAUAAAUGAAUUAGAUUUGCAAUAGAAACAUCAUACAUAUGAUGAAAAGGUAAAAGAGGAUUUCAAAUGCACAUAUCAAUAUAUGAGUUAAGGAAGAUAAGUUAGUAUUGAUAUAAAGUAUUACGAUUUCUCUAAGUUGAAUCCAUAGAAUUAUGUAAACGAUACUAUAAUAAACUUCUUUUUGAGAUUCAUUGAGAAUGACAUCUUCAAAAAUAAAUCUCUUUUAAUUUACAAUACUUAUUUCUGUACUAGAUUAUUAUCAUUUCAUGUGGAAUAUAAACAAAUUUAUUAAUAGUAUUUGCAAAAUAAUUCAAUGUUACAAAAAUGGACUAAAGAUAAUAUAUUUAAAAAAUAAUAUUUAUUAUUUCCUCUACAUUUACGUGAACAUUGGGCAGUAAUAUUUGUAGUAAAUCCAUUACAAGUUUGCGAAUAAUUGUGUAAUAAUAAUAACUUUUAAUUGAGUAAUGAUGUAAAUAAAAAUGGGUAUUUAAUCUAUUUUGAUUCACUCCUAAUAUAGGAUUAAAGAAUUGGAAUUCAAAUUAAAUUUUAUUUAAUGCAUGUCUAUAAUCAUGAACAUAAGAAAUAUAAUGAUGAUCAAAUCUAUGAAAUUGUAAUGAGAUCAAAUGUACCUGUACAUUAACCUAUAGUUCCAAGAUAGACAAAUCUAGUAGACUGUGGAUUGUAUAUGUUAGAAUAUGUGGAGAGGUUUUUAAUGAAUCCUUAUUAAAUUCUUAAUUAUUUGGAAUAGGAUCACUUGAAAUGGUUUCCAAAAGUGAUGAUUUUUAUUAAACGCAUAUUAAUUAAAAAAAUAUUAAAUGCCUUAAGUUCUGGAUAAAAAGAUUAUGCACUAAGAUACCAAGAAAACUGCAAGAUGAUUGAUUAACAAUUCAGUAUUUAUUUUAUUUAUUAAUUAUAGCUGAUACAAAUCAAUAUGAUUACAUUGAUGAAUAACUCCUCGAAUAAUUAUAAGUUCCACGUUUACAAUUUCAUCUAAGCGAAGAUUAUAAUUACUAUUAUGAUGUAUCGCCUAGUAUUGGUUUAUGA